GCCGGUCUCGUGUGGAGGUAUUUUCCAUCGGCGCUGCGCAUUAAGAGAAGGAAACGCUUUCCGACAGGGGAACACUUUUCGGUACAACAACGGAAACCGUAGUAAAACGGUGUGCGAGUCUCAGUUUCUGAUCGGAAAAGGCUGUCUGCCGACAGGUGCGGCUGCUAUCCUGUACUUCAAAACACAAGCGUCAAAGAGUGUGUGGGACAAUGUGCAAAACAGAAGGAGGGAAUAUGCCACAAAAAGACAGAGCCACCAUGGACACCGGGAGCCCCAGGAAGAUACAGUUCACUGUCCCCCUACUGGACACCCACCUGGACCCGGAGGCAGCAGAGCAGAUCAGAAGACGCAGACCCACACCUGCAACUUUAGUGGCAUCCAGUGAUCAGUCAUCACCUGAGAUAGAUGAAGAUCGUCUCCCAAACCAGUUGUACAAGGCAGCCUUGUUGAACUCCCCUCGACAAAGGCGAAAAGGACAAAAGGGGACACCUACAAUGAAAGAGCUGCAGUUCAUGGUAGAGCACCACCUGUACAGGCAGCAGCAGGGAGCCGGGGACGAGUGCUCCUCAGAGAGCUGCCUGUCAGACCGUCCCAGCCCCGACUCUGUUCCCACUGGGGAGGAGCUCCCACACGACGAUGAGGCCACUGCAGAGGCCUUUGAGAAACUGCGCUGCCAAAUGGAGGAGUUCUCCAGGGAGAGUCUAGAAGCAGCUGGUGGACUCGAGUGCCCCCUCUCCAAGGAGAAGGCUGAUUGUUCCGGUGUUGCCAACGUAGCAGAUCCCUCAUCGCAACAGAACAACGAACAAGCAGACACAAAAGCAGCAGCAUUCAGCCCGAGUCAGCCUGCAGAGGAGAAAACAAAGAAAUGCAGCCUGGAGACAGAGAAAUAGAGCGGUUGUCUUCUGUACAACACAAAGCUGCUCAAUCUGCUCAGCCAGCCCAGCACAAUGACAGAGGAUUGUGUCUGCAGAUCCACUUUUUAGAUACAUCAGGGCAUCUAUGUUCCUCUACAGUCAGGCCUUAGUUACCACCUUGAGAACAAGAACAAAGCUUUCUACACUUAUUUUGUGUCAAAAAUCCUGUGCAAAUUAUUUAAUUAUGAUUAUAUUGGUUUUCUAUAGCUUCUCCAGCACUAAACUAAAACUUAAACUAGCUAACUGUAUCUAGCGAAUGGGAAAGAGUCUUUUCCUGUUUCAGUCACGCAAUCAUUAUCAUAAUCUACCACCACUCACAUGCAUAAUGCCCCCUUUAUUGUUCAAAGGUAAUAAAUAUUCUCCAUGCAACCAUUUUCAUCAUUAAACAUGUGCCAUGACUCCUGCAAUCAUCGUUCCAUCUCAGAGCAAUAAAAAUGUAUUUGUACCUCAUAAAUAACUGGGACCCAAACUGCCACUUCUAAAAUCAAAUGCCAUUAUUUUAGUGAGUUUGAUGCUGAAUCCGAAAUGAUUGGGUAGCACAUCUGGGUUGAUUGACAGUUUUAAAUGAAAAAAUAUAUUGAUUUUUGUUAACACUGGAUUGGACAUUUACAAAAACUUUCAUAAAGUAUAACUGAAAUAAAAUCGCAUGAUAUUUUUCUACAAUAGCAUAUAAAGCUGCAAUGGCUAGUCAUUGACAGAAAAUUUCUUUCCAACUAUUCGGGUUAUCCAUUAAUCCAUUAAGUCGUCUUUUUAAAGAAUAAAUGUCAUGAUUCUCUGAUUUCAGCUUCUCUACCAUGAGGGUUUUCUGGUUUCCUUCGUCUUCUAAUAUUAGAGACAGAAUAUUUCGUUUUUUUUAACUUUUGG
Messenger RNA from Plectropomus leopardus (leopard coralgrouper), 1778 nucleotides. Its product is annotated as protein phosphatase 1 regulatory subunit 1A-like. Lineage: Eukaryota; Metazoa; Chordata; Actinopteri; Perciformes; Serranidae. The record is from RefSeq and is a predicted model, not a curated record. Gene Ontology annotation, cellular component: cytoplasm. Gene Ontology annotation, biological process: intracellular signal transduction. Gene Ontology annotation, molecular function: protein phosphatase inhibitor activity.